GGUGAAUUCGGACUAGCGUCUCCUAUUACAGUCAUACAGCUGUGACUCUCUGAUAGGUCUAUCUCAUCGCAAUGUGCAGCAAGGAGGCCUCCAAUUGCAUAGGCAGCACCGCAGCCUCACCGGUGAGAUUAGUUACACUUGGCUUGUGCGAAGUACUUCAAGCUGGCCUUGCAGCUUCAUCGAACUUUCUCUCACUCCCCUUUUCAUCAAUUGAGUGUCCCCAUUGAAGUAAAGGGUUUCCCUGGGCCACCUCAUAAUCUCUCUACAAGAAAUCGGGUUGAACCCCCAACCCUUCUACAUCCCCAACUGUCACUCAAAAAGCAAACGGAUCGAUGGAUUUGAACAGAGGAACGUUCGAGCGCCAGCGAUGGAGGCGAGAAUCGCGGGAUAGAGGUCACCGAGACCGAUCGCCAUCAGUCUCAUCCACGUCUUCGGGUGACAACGAGCCCAAGCUGAACGGCAUCAAACACGUUCUGGUUAACGGCAAGAGCAAGCCUAAUGGCGUGGCCAAAGAGAAGAGCGAAGAGGACGAUGAGCCAUGUGAGCCAGGAAUGAAGAAUGGCCUCAAGCACUUUUACUCUGGCAAAGAAGACAAGAAAGGGCGCUUCCAAUGGCAGGAAGAGAUUCCUGAGGAUGUGGGCGACCCUGCCGAGAACGAGAAAACCGCGAAAUGGGCACUUCUCGUGCGAAAUGUCAAAGUCUACAACGACCCGCGCCGCGUGUUGUCCAUGCACUCAAUCGUCGUGCAGAGUCCACUCCUCAAGAAACUCCUCGUCAAGGUCCUGAAGGGCUACCCUGGAGUGACUGUUGGUCUCAAUCGUCUUGAGUUUACUGGAAAAUUCGAACCCCUCAUCCAUCGCUGGACCGAAUUGCAGGACGCCAUUGCCAAGCUUAGCGACGAAACAGAAGCGCAGCGCACAACAAAAGCACACGCGGAGCUUCUGCAGGGCAUCCUAACAAAAGAAUUCAAGAACAUGAUCGAUACUUCACAAGACAUGAAAAGUAAACGAGUCAUGACUUUCGAACAUCUUUGGACGCUUUUCCAGCCAGGAUCGGUUGUGUUCGCCCGACAAGACGGCCAGGAAACAGCCCUGUCCUUGGUGGAGACGCGCUAUGGUCAAGAUUGUAAUGGCAUACCUUGCUUCUGGGCAACUUGCAAGUACGUGGACUGGGAUGGCGCCAAGUUUGGAACCAAUAAGAUCAACUUGUCCAUUUCAAUCUACACGGGAACACGCGCUAUCACUUCCCUUCGCGUUUAUCCCCUCGAGUUCCAUCCUGAAGGCGAAACUAUCUGCACUCGCCUUAUUGAGCGCGGGGCCAAAACUGAAGAGCUUGCUGGUGCUAAUUAUCGAGCUUACCAGGGCGUCGCUUGGAGGAAGGGCCAGUUCGGCACAAAGGACAAGUACAAUGUCAAAGGUCGGAUUGUGAUCGACACAUACGGCUGGAAUCGCUUUAACCCGACGCAAUCAAUCUUUGUUGCUCCACUCAACCAGAAAGAGCCUCACUGCAAUGGAGAUGGAUACGAUUCUGAGAACGAGCAAGAAGAGGAAGAUGAUGACGAUCUCGACGGAGACGACAGCGGAAUGCCUAUCGAUGGCGCUUUCGCGGACGAAGACGACGUGGCAAAGCAUGUACCCUUGACUCCGGAGCAGAAGCUCAUUUGCUCGCCUCUGCUGCGCGGGUACAGUCUAAAGAACAAACUUUGGCUGAACUUCUUCGUCAACUGCGUCAAGGAUAUCGAAUGGCAGACUGAUGCAUUUGAUAGGCUAGUGUUGCCCAAGAACCAGAAGGAGCUGAUUCUGGGCUUCACUGAGUCCCAACGCAAGUUCCGUGACAGCUUCGACGAUGUUAUUGAAGGCAAGGGUAAAGGCAUGAUUGUUCUACUAUGCGGCCCGCCCGGUGUUGGUAAAACUCUCACUAGCGAGUCGGUUGCCGAAGAGAUGAAGGUCCCACUCUAUAUGAUGAGCGCCGGAGAUCUCGGCUUCGACCCUCGAAGGCUGGAGAGCAAUCUGCAAGACAUUCUUGAAAUGUGUAGUCGCUGGAACGCCGUUCUCUUGCUCGAUGAGGCGGAUGUCUUCCUUGAACAGCGUUCGCUUCACGAGCUCGAGCGCAACAAGUUGGUCUCCAUCUUUCUUCGCGUCUUGGAGUACUACGAGGGUACGAUGUUUCUGACCACCAACCGCGUCCAAACAUUUGAUCCGGCUUUCCAGUCACGUAUCCACAUUUCACUUGACUACCCUGGUCUUACUGUGGAAUCACGCAAGACGGUAUGGAAAAACUUUUUGGACUCUUCCUCGCAAGAACACACCAUCUCCAAGUCUCAACUCAUGGAUCUUGCACGCAUGGAUCUGAACGGUCGUCAAGUCAAAAACAUCCUCAAGAUAGCUAGGCUGCUCGCAAGUCGCAAAGAAGAAAAGCUCAGUUACGACCACAUCAUCACUACAAUGGAUGUCACUCAACAUCUCCACAACGAGACCCAAUUUAGUGAGCGCACUAAGGGUACUUUGUAUGGCUGAAUGGCACUAUAGAUGUCAUAGAACUGUCACAUGAUGAGUUGAUGGCUAUAUGUAGCUUAGAAUGGACAGUUGGGUGGCGCUGACAAAUUUUCCGGAGUCGAUGUGCGGGCGGAGGUUAUUAGAUUUCGUUUUCGACGAGUGGGCAAUGGUUCCUGGUUCCAAGUUCUGGUACUUAUGUUAAAUUCCUUUAUUCUCAAUGGUUGAUGUUAGCUUCACAUGACGUGACACUAUGGUACAAACUUAUUUUACUGAUUCACUUUUCCGUAUUUGCCUUGCUUUUGCCAAGAUCACUCACUCUCCAUACUUUCCAUAAAAAGGCUCAUCUAGGCUUAUCAGUUUCAAGAAAUAGUGUGCUAG
Messenger RNA from Bipolaris sorokiniana ND90Pr, 2873 nucleotides. RefSeq lists its product as uncharacterized. Lineage: Eukaryota; Fungi; Ascomycota; Dothideomycetes; Pleosporales; Pleosporaceae. The coding region runs from base 333 to 2516 and encodes 727 amino acids. The record is from RefSeq and is a predicted model, not a curated record. Gene Ontology annotation, molecular function: ATP binding; ATP hydrolysis activity. The transcript has 2 exons.